UGUCCAAAGCCCUUAGUAUUGUCUAGACCUUGUACAGCGAGUGCCACAACCAGGCUAGUUGAGCAGAAUGUGCACAAUGAAGCGGCUCAGGGAAUAAAUGGAAGUGUGCCAGUCAGACAGUCCCCACGUUCAGCUUCAAAUCCAAAGCCACAAGUGCCUCCAAAGCCAAUUCAUCUGCAGAAGGUGUCACCUGUUACGUACCAAACCCCUAGGCAUAAAGCUUUAUCAAAUCAGAAACAAAGAAUGGAGGAAGAGACACCCACCCCUGUUUCUAGUGUUGCAAAGGAAAAGUCCAGUAAAGUGUCAGAUCUCAUCAAUCGUUUUGAGGGAGGCAGCCCGUUAAAUCCUAGUGAUUUGAAGAAAGAUUCCUCAGUUCUCCACAUUUCUAAAUCUCAAGGAAGAUAUGGGUCAACACCAUCACCUCAGCCAAAACUCCUCUCCCAGCACCCACUACAGAAACAGGGAAACAGUAAUACCAACAAAACUCAGGUUGCACAGCUACACACAGCCAAUGGAGUAGUAGCACAAGACCAGACAGAAGAUUUUCCAGACAGGAAAUUGCCAGAUCAUGGCUCUGCUAUGUCCACCCUUGUUCCAGAUAAUGCCAUCAACAGUAACUUGAUAAAUGGAGAAAGUACUUCUAGAGAGUCAUUGCAAGGUAUGACUGCCUAUGAAGGACAGAUGCUUAACAGCUGCUACAGGACUCCAAGCAGUGAUACACUGCUACCGUCUGAAAAUGAUACUCUAGAAAUUAAUACUAAUGUGGAGGAAGAACCAGCUGAGGAAAUCAGUAAGCAAGAUCAACCUGUAGAAAUAAAGGAGACAGAUGAACAGAAACGUCACAAAAUUGCCAGCGAACUUCUGCAAACAGAAAAAGCCUAUGUUAGCCGACUUGACCUCCUAGAUGGGGUAUUCUAUUCAAGACUCCUUGAGGAAGCAAACAGAGGUUCAUUUCCAGCUGAAGUGAUUAACAAAAUCUUUUCUAACAUUUCAUCGAUAAAUGCCUUCCACAGUAAAUUCUUACUUCCAGAACUUGAGAAAAGAAUGCAAGAAUGGACUACAACCCCCAGAAUUGGAGAUAUUCUGCAAAAGUUAGCUCCUUUCCUCAAGAUGUAUGGAGAGUAUGUGAAGAAUUUUGAUAAUGCAAUGGAAUUGGUGAAAACGUGGACUGAACGGUCACCUCAAUUCAAAUUCAUUAUUCAAGACAUUCAGAAGGAAAAAGUAUGUGGAAAUUUGACAUUGCAACAUCACAUGCUAGAACCAGUACAACGCAUUCCACGCUACGAGAUGCUUCUAAAGGACUACCUAAGGAAAUUGCCUCAGGAUUCCCUAGACUGGAAAGAUGCUGAAAAAUCCCUGGAAAUUAUAUCCACUGCAGCAAGUCACUCUAACAGUGCAAUAAGAAAAAUGGAGAAUCUAAAGAAGUUGUUAGAGAUAUAUGAGAUGCUGGGAGAAGAGGAAGACAUCGUGAACCCUUCAAAUGAACUGAUAAAAGAAGGACAGAUCCUUAAACUUGCUGCUCGCAAUACAUCUGCUCAAGAGCGGUAUCUUUUCCUUUUUAACAAUAUGUUGCUCUACUGCGUCCCCAAAUUUAGCCUGGUAGGAUCGAAGUUCUCGGUUCGAACCAGAGUUGGCAUAGAUGGUAUGAAGAUUAUAGAAACUCAUAAUGAAGAAUAUCCACACACUUUUCAAGUGUCUGGAAAAGAGCGAACACUGGAGUUGCAGGCCAGUUCUGAGCAAGAUAAGGAAGAAUGGAUAAAGGCGCUUCAGAAUACUAUAGAAGCUUUUCAGCAGAGGAAUGAAACUUUCAGAAAUGCUAUUGCUAAAGAAUAUGAAGACAUGCCUGUUGAAGUUUCUAAUGCUGAGCUUGGGAAGAGAGCACCAAGGUGGAUACGAGACAACGAAGUAACCAUGUGCAUGAAAUGCAAGGAGCCCUUUAAUGCACUGACAAGGAGAAGGCACCACUGCCGAGCAUGUGGACAUGUGGUUUGCUGGAAAUGUUCUGACUACAAGGCACACCUCGAAUAUGAUGGCAAUAAAUUGAACAAAGUCUGUAAGGACUGCUAUCAUGUUAUAAUUGGUUGUACAGACAGUGAAGAAAAGAAGAAGAAAGGCAUCUUGGAGAUUGAAUCUGCGGAAGUCUCUGGAAAUAGCGUUAUAUGUAGCUUUCUUCAGUACAUGGAAAAAUCAAAGCCCUGGCAGAAAGCAUGGUGUGUUAUACCUAAACAGGAAGCUCUUGUGUUGUACAUGUACGGUGCUCCACAGGAUGUUAAAGCUCUGGCUACAAUUCCACUUCUGGGCUAUACGGUAGAUGACACUCCAAGAAGUGCUGACCUCCCGCACAGCUUCAAACUGACCCAGUCUAAGUCUGUGCAUAGCUUUGCUGCGGACAAUGAGGAACUAAAACAGAAAUGGCUAAAAGUUAUCCAUUUAGCUGUCAAAGGUGAGACAACAGAAUGUCAAAAUGAACUGCAAAUGAACUUAGAAGAGCAACCUGAAUCUUCUAAAACAUCUGAAUGCUGAAGCUCAAGAACCCAUGGCAUUUUUAAAAGAUUUCAGAUGAAUUUGUGGUUAAC
Molecule: messenger RNA, 2576 nt
Organism: Leptosomus discolor (cuckoo roller)
Lineage: Eukaryota; Metazoa; Chordata; Aves; Leptosomiformes; Leptosomidae
Source: RefSeq, a predicted model, not a curated record